Molecule: messenger RNA, 1362 nt
Organism: Penicillium brevicompactum
Lineage: Eukaryota; Fungi; Ascomycota; Eurotiomycetes; Eurotiales; Aspergillaceae
Product: Transferase
Exons: 1
Coding region: 1-1362 (453 amino acids)
Source: RefSeq, a predicted model, not a curated record
AUGUCGCACACUCUCGAUGUGUUUGGCCAAGCACCUGGUCUUUACAAGCUGUAUACCCAGCUAUGCUCUAUUUAUUCCAUCGCGGACGCGUCGUCUCAUAAAGCUAUCAUCAAUACUUUGACAAACGGACUUGACCGCUUGGCGCACAACUUUCCAUGGCUUACCGGUCAGGUUGUCAACGAGGGAGUAGGGAAUGGUGAUACAGGUGUCUUCAAGAUAACUCCAGCCCGUCAGAUCCAACUCGUGGUGAAAGACCUACGAUCUGACCCCUCGGCACCGACGAUGAACAGUCUUCGCCAGGCCAAGUACCCGUUCACCAUGCUUGACGAAAAGGUCAUUGCUCCUCGUACGACACUCAAUCUACCGAGUAACUCCGAUACUGCGUCGGAGUCAGCAUUGGUCUUUUGUGUUCAGGCCAAUUUCAUCGAGGGCGGUCUGAUGCUCACCACCGUCACCCAGCAUAAUGUCAUGGACAUGACGGGCCACGAAUUCGUGAUGAAUUUGCUAUCCAAGGCAUGCAAUAACGAACCUUUUACCGCGCAGGAGCUCGCGCUUGGAAACAUGGACCGCAGUCGUGCUAUCCCGCUAUUAGACCCUUCGUACACCCCGGGCCCUGAGCUUGCCCACCAGAUUGUGAAACCCCCAAGCGUCGAUGAAACUGCCUCGGGUCCUACGAUAGCCAAAGCGACUUGGGCUUACAUUGAGUUUUCCGAGAUGCAACUAUCCGCCCUCAAAUCGUUAGCUACAAAGUCACUUCCGCUUUCCACCAACUUUGUCUCUACGGAUGACGCCGUCAGUGCUUUCGUUUGGCAGUGCAUUGCCCGGGCUCGGGCCUCGCGCCUUAAGGCAGAUGCUCCCGCCAUGCUUGCGCGUGCUGUUGACGUUCGACAGCUCCUUGGAAUGCCGAAAGAGUACCCAGGCCUUGUUCAGGCUAUGACGUACAACACCGAUCCGGUUCAAAAGGUAGCCGAUGAGCCUUUGGGUGUCAUCGCAGCCCAGCUUCGGUCCCAGCUUGACCCCAAAACCAAUGACUUGGCAUUUAAUACCCGUGCCCUUGCUACGUUCCUCCAUCGUUCAAAGGACAAGACCAAGGCCUCGGUGACUGCAUCGGUGGACGUUUCGUCGGACUUCAUGUUGAGCUCUUGGUCAAAAAUUAGCUGCUAUGAACAGGAUUUUGGACUCGGGUUAGGGAAGCCUGAAGCUGUUCGAAGGCCACAUUUCACUCCGUUUGAAGGACUGGGAUAUCUGAUGCCUCGAUCUCCGGCGGGUGAGCUGCCCGUCGCCAUUUGUCUGAGGGAUGAAGAUUGGGCCCGAGUCAAGGCUGAUGAGUAUUUUGUAAAAUAUGCCACUUAUAUUGGAUAG